GGCAAAAGUAGUGGCAGUAGGCUGGAAAGUGAAGGAACCUUCAUACCAGUCAAGUUUGUGGAAUGGGCAGCACCAAUCAUACCAAUUUUGAAGCCCAGUGGGUCAGUUCACCUUAGUGGAGAUUUCAAACAAAUGUAAGUUGCUUUUUGUAGCUGGAUAAGUACCCAGUCCCUUGAAUAGAGGAUUUAUAUGCAAAGCUAGACAUGAGCCAUGCUUAUUUGCAGUUACAUUUAGACCAGGAUUCCCAGAAGUAUGUUCCAAUUAAUACCUAAUAAGGACUUGUACCAAUAUAUGAGACUGUCAUUUGUGGUGUCAUCAGCCUGUUUAGCGAAUGAUGAAGAACAUUUUCCAAGGUCAACUUCGUGUUGCCAUUUACCUGGAUGAUGUCCUAAUAACAAGAAGAACUGAUAUAAGGAGUACUUAGAGAACUUGGAUGCAGUCCUAGGGCAUUUUUCGAAGGGAAGCAUACACCUACGAAGGGAAAAUGUGUAUCCCAGGCCUCCCAUGUGACCUACAGAGUGGACAAGACUGGGUUACACUUGUUGGAAGAUAAAGCGAGUGAGAUUAAAGGUGCCUUAGCUCUCUCUCGUCUGUACAAGAGUUUAGGUCAUUUCUUGGGCUGAUAAAUUAUUAUAGAAAGUUCAUAUUUAACCUGGCAUCCACUUGGCACCUUUGUAUCAACAUGUAAAAAUGGGUUAGUCUUGGAAAUGAUCACAUACAGAAAUCCUCGCUUUCGAUGAAGUAAAGAAACUGUUACCAUCCUGUAACGUGUUUGGCACACUCUGAUCCAAAGAAAGGUCUGGUGUUCACGUGUGAUGCCUACCUGUAAGGCAGCACUGUUGUAUUAGCUCAUCGGUGGCCCAAAUGAGAGGAACACCCAAUAACGUAUGCAUCCAGGACUUUGGCUAAUGCAGAGCAUAAAUGCGGCCAGAUUAUAAAGAGGGAUUGGCAGUCAUAUGUUGAGUCAGGAAGUUCUACCAAUACCUCAAUGGAUGAAAAUUUGUGACGAUCACGGACCACAAACCCUGACUUCGUCUGCGUAAAGAGGACAAGGCAGUGUUGCCUAUAAUCUUCAGGCCACUUUCAGCGGUGGGCUCUAAUACUAAGUGCUUAUGACUACAGGUGAGAAUACUGUCUGGGAGGCUGAGUAGCCAAUGUGGAUCUGCCUUUUGUAAGCAGAUACAUCAUUGGAAAAAUUUGUAAUGGUACUAAAUUAUCUGGGCAUACUUCCAGUCACGGCUGACAAUAUCAGACUUUGAAUGCCAAAAGAUCCAGUACUUUCAUAACUGAAACAAGUAUUAAUGGGGCUGUCACAACUAGAAUUCAAACUCUCAUGGACACAGAGAGACCAGCUGUUGGUAGAGAUUGGCAUAUUGUUAUGGGUAGUGAGAGCAAUUGUCCUGAGCAGAGGUAGUUAUCACGUUCUGGCUGACCUCCACCAGGGCCAUCCAGGGGUCUGUGAAAUGAAGAGGGUGGUGAGGAGCAAUGUUUGAUGGCCAGGCUUGAAUGCAGACUUGUCUGUGUAGUUGGACAGCACCCAGAGUGUCAACAAGGACAAAAAGUACUGCCAUCAGGUUCUCCACAUCCAUGGGAAUGGUGGGGUAAAUCUUAUAUGCAGUUACAUGUUGACUAUGUAGUUCUUUCAUGGAUUCAUUGUUUUUAGUUAUUGUAGGUGCCCAUUCAACGUAGUUGGGCAUGCAUUGAAUCCCCUUGUCAGAUAUGGGGAUAAUGAUAGAAAAACUACACACAUCAUUUGUGUCACAGAUUCCUGGAUGUUUUGAUCAAGGCAACUGGCCAUUGUUUAUCAGCAGGGAGUUUAGUUACGUCUUAAAGUUGAAUGGGAUUCGACAUAUUAGGCCAUCUCCAUACCACCUAUUAUCUAAUAUCCUGGCAGAAAAAGUGGUACCAAUCUUGAAGGUUGUACUGAAGAAACAGCCUAUAGCUUCACUAGAUACCAAGUUGUCACGUUUCUUGUUUGGUCAUUGAACCACCCCACAUGCAACUACAUGGAUAGCACUGGUAUAUCACUAAUGGAUAGAAGACUUUACACCAGGCUAAUCUGAUCUUCCCAGACCUGGUUGAAGGUGAAAUGGCUUAAGGAACGCCAGUGCCAGAUGCAAGACUCCACCAAGCAAGAAAGAUGGCUGGAGACAGUGGAUGAAGUUUGAUGUAAAAUAUGGCCCCACAUGGGUAAGAAACAAGAUCGACACGAGAUCAAGACUAGUGACUUAUAACAUUUGGUGCAACUGUUCUGAAUAAGCAUGCGGACCAUUUAAAAGCUGCAAAUUUGCAGACAAUAUGGAAGCAAAACUUGCCCUGCCCCUCGAAGCCUUCAAAAAUACUUAAGGCACUCCUUGAUUCACGUUCUUCAUCAAAUACUAUUGAGUGCUGUGCAUCAGAGAUGGACAUGACAGAGGUUGCCUCCUCAACACUUCUGGCCCCUGAAGAAGGGAGUGACAGCGUAUCAGGUGUGCAAGGGGCAAGCUCCCAUUCAUUAUACCCCUCCUGUGUUGGAUUCUGAGUUGGAGGAAUCUGACUCAGUAUUAAAAAAACACUCCAGGAGACCUUGUGUCUGUGGACUUAGAGGGGGAGGGAUGUAGUGAUUAUAACGAGGUCAGCCAGCUGAACAUCAUAAAAUAUAUGUUUCCUGAUUGGCCCAGAUUAACAGCCCCAAUCAGGGAGAUCUAGUGACCUAAAGGGGUGAAUGUCCAGGAUAUUGGGGCUCUGCGUGCUUGACUCAGUGAGAGGGAGUGCUAUUGUCAAAGACUAUGCAUUUGUAAAUAAAGGGUGAUGGAAUGCCGGCCUGUGGAGUGGUGUAUUUUAGGCAGUCUUUGGGGAAUCUGGAGGAAACUGAAGAAGUGUUUGUACAAGGAACUAUUGAGGGAUUGGAACCAGGAAAACAUGGACUUUACGUUUGUUCUUUGGGCAACAUUACUAAUGGGUAUAUGAGUUCAGGAGUUCAUUAUAACCCCUGUGAAAAAAGACAUGGUGGACCAGAAGAUGCAGACAGACAUGUUGGUGACCUGGGUAACGUUGAAGCCAAUGAUGAUGGUGUUGCUAAGUUUGAAAUGCAUGAUCGACUUCUUCGCUUGGCAGGAAAUUAUUCAAUAAUUGGACGCACUUUGGUGGUUACAGAGAAUGAAGAUGACCUGGGUAAAGGUGAAAAUGAUGAAAGUGCUGCAACAGGAAAUGCUGGAAAAGGUUUAGCCUGGGGUAUAAUUGGAAUAGCUAACAAAUAAAAGAAACAGUAGCACAAAAAUGAAAUUAGGAAUAACCUGUAGUGUGCUGAAUAAUAAAACAAAGUAGGCUUCAGUAUAAGUGAGAGUUUUACACAGUAUUUGAAAAUGCCCUUUAUGAAGAUCCCGUUACAUUAUGUAUCUUUGUUCUUUGCAGUAAAAUUUUAUGUCACUCUGAUAACUUUUAGUAUUUGACUAUUUCAAUCAAAAGUCAAAUUUGGAUAUUAAUAUUCAGUCAGUUUUGAUAUUUAUCAUUUCUGCUUUACUUAUGUGAGCUUCAAAUAGUUGUCAAUUCUGGUCAGAUGUGAAAAACAAUGUUUGUAAUUUUCUUGAGUUUUAACUUACAGGGUUCAAUAAAACUUAAACAAUCUAUGUUCUUGACACAUUAAAUUUGUUGUAAAAAUGGUCAAGCCUGAAAUUGCUCAACUCAGUGCAAUACUGUAAUAAUUUCUGAUGGCGUUUGUGGCUGUUCAAGAAUUAUUAAAAUAAAAAGGAAAAAUCUAAAGCUAAGGA
This is a messenger RNA of Rhincodon typus (whale shark), 3749 nucleotides long. Its product is annotated as superoxide dismutase [Cu-Zn]-like. Gene Ontology annotation, biological process: removal of superoxide radicals. Bases 2796 to 3239 code for a protein of 147 amino acids. The record is from RefSeq and is a predicted model, not a curated record. The transcript has 5 exons. Lineage: Eukaryota; Metazoa; Chordata; Chondrichthyes; Orectolobiformes; Rhincodontidae. Gene Ontology annotation, molecular function: copper ion binding; superoxide dismutase activity. Gene Ontology annotation, cellular component: mitochondrion; cytosol; nucleus.